This is a messenger RNA of Amborella trichopoda, 1906 nucleotides long. RefSeq names its product endoglucanase 11. Gene Ontology annotation, biological process: carbohydrate metabolic process. Lineage: Eukaryota; Viridiplantae; Streptophyta; Magnoliopsida; Amborellales; Amborellaceae. Gene Ontology annotation, molecular function: hydrolase activity, hydrolyzing O-glycosyl compounds. The record is from RefSeq and is a predicted model, not a curated record.
AGGCAAGUACUGGUUAUAGAUCCACUCUCAAUGCAUAUGUGUGCUUUUCUCUGUCUAAAUAGAAACAUAGAUCAUUGAUUUGUUUAUCUUUUACCCCAUUUGAGACCAGAAUUGAAUAGGAGAGAGACCAGUUUUAGCUUGGUUGCGGAAGAGUAUUCAGAAGAAAGGCACCCAAAUUUUCAUUUUGCUGCAGAGCAGAGCAGAGAGAGAGGGGGGGGCAAUAAUGGGGAUUAGGAGGCAAUGCAGUAGCAGAUGCCUCAGCUCCUUCUUGGCGAAAACGACCCUCUUCGUUCUCAUUGCCUUCUCUUCAGCCACUGCUGUAAGGUUUAAUUACGGUGAAGCACUCGAAAAGAGCCUUCUCUACUUCGAAGCUCAGAGAUCGGGGCGGCUUCCGUACAAUCAGAGGGUAAGAUGGAGAGACCAUUCCGGCCUGACCGACGGCCUCGAACAAGGAGUUGAUUUGGUUGGGGGUUACUAUGAUGCGGGGGAUCAUGUUAAGUUUGGGCUUCCGAUGGCGUUCACUGUUACGAUGCUCUCGUGGAGUGUGGUUGAGUACAGAGAUGAGAUGAAGGGUGCAGGGCAGCUUGCUCAUGCAAUGGAGGCCAUCAAAUGGGGCACCGAUUACUUCAUCAAAGCCCACACCGAACCUAAUGUCCUCUGGGUCGAGGUAGGGGAUGGGGAUACCGAUCACUACUGUUGGCAGAGGCCUGAGGACAUGACGACAUCGAGGCAGGCCUACAAAGUCGAUGCCCAAAACCCAGGUUCCGACGUUGCUGCAGAGACCACGGCAGCAAUGGCUGCCGCGUCCAUGGCGUUCAGGGACUCCAACCCACAUUACUCCCAUCUCCUCCUCCACCACGCCCAGGAGUUGUUUGAUUUCGCCGACAUGUACAGAGGGAAGUAUGAUGGUAGCGUAGGUGCUGUGAAGAGUUACUAUGCGUCGGUGAGCGGGUACAGAGAUGAGCUGCUGUGGGCCGCAAUGUGGCUCUACAAGGCCACUGGGAACGACCAAUACUUGGCCUACGUGGUUAACAACGCAGAGUGCUUUGGGGGCAUCGGCUGGGCCAUAACCGAGUUUAGCUGGGAUGUCAAGUAUGCUGGACUUCAGAUCUUGGCCUCCAAGUCGGCUCAACCGUCGGAUUCAACCGAGUCGGUUAUCCAGGUACUCAUGGAAGGGAAGCAAGAGAGGUAUGCCAAUGUCCUGAAACAAUACCAAUGUAAGGCUGAGCACUACCUGUGCUCUUGCCUACAAAAGAACAACGAUAGCAAUGUCGACUUGACGCCAGGCCGUUUAAUCUAUGUUCGCCAAUGGAACAACAUGCAAUAUGUGUCUACCGCCACAUUUUUACUGACAGUUUAUUCCGAUUAUCUUCAGAAAGCAAACAAAACUCUCAACUGUGUAGGACAAGAAGUGAGGCCCCAAGAGAUGCUUGAGUUUGCCAAGUCUCAAGUGGAUUACAUUUUGGGUUCUAACCCAAGGGAAAUGAGCUAUUUAGUGGGGUUUGGUUCCAACUACCCCAUUAACAUACAUCACAGAGGAGCAUCCAUUGUUUCAUACAAGGAGAACUCGGGUUUCAUAGGUUGUACCCAGGGCUAUGACCACUGGUAUAGUCGGUCAAGACCCAAUCCUAAUGUUCUUGUUGGAGCCCUUGUUGGAGGGCCUGAUAAUCUUGAUAAUUUCAGCGAUCAUAGGGGAAAUUAUAUGCAAACAGAAGCCUGUACUUACAACACCGCACCGCUAGUUGGUGUUUUUGCUAGGCUCAACACAUCAAAACUUCGCCUUUCUCAGUCUCAGUUAGUUUACUCUGUGUAGAAAGGAUGUCAUCCCUCUGAAAAUGACGGAGAUCAGUCACAUUUUUAUCAUACCUUGCUACAAGGCAAAUUUCCAUGCCUUGCCUUUUGUUUC